Messenger RNA from Cyclopterus lumpus (lumpfish), 5686 nucleotides. Its product is annotated as multidrug resistance-associated protein 5. The coding region runs from base 436 to 4593 and encodes 1385 amino acids. Lineage: Eukaryota; Metazoa; Chordata; Actinopteri; Perciformes; Cyclopteridae. The transcript is spliced from 29 exons. Gene Ontology annotation, molecular function: ATP binding; ATP hydrolysis activity; ABC-type transporter activity. Gene Ontology annotation, biological process: transmembrane transport. Gene Ontology annotation, cellular component: membrane. The record is from RefSeq and is a predicted model, not a curated record.
GUUCAGUGUUCCCGUUACCAAGGCGACUAUUGAGCACCGUCACCGGUUGGCGCAGCCGUUACGACGUCACAAGUGAUACCGGGAAUUCCUCUCCCUGCCGUGACGGGGAACCGGAAUCUCAAGACUCCGCCGGGAGGAGGCGGACACAUAGUGUCCACCAGCGUACGUCAAACCAUGAGGCGGCAACCGUGUUCAUUCGCCGCGUUUCCUGCCCGUGUGUUCUCGUGAGCCCCCCGGUCCGCCGCGCGGAGGAGGAGGAGGAGACGUGUCCGUGUGGCUGCGGGACACAAGUUUAGUUUUUCAUGACAACGCUUAGAAAAAAGACAACAUGGUCAACCGCAUCUUCAUCUGCAUUUCCUGCUCAUAAACACCAGAUCUGAGAUCUGUGCAGGCGCUAAGGUGACUCGAGCAAGGCCGACUGGAAUAAGGUCCGCCAUGUUCUCUGAUGCCCUUGAAGCAGACGGGAGGGUGGAAGGCCUGCCUCUGUCCUCCCCGCAACUGAUGCCAGAGCAGGCGGAAGAGGAAACGGAGGCAUCGGCACAGAGGGGGCCAAAGAGACGAGGCCGCUACCGCCAAAGCCUGCAGCUUUUAAAGCCCUUCAGAAUAACACACGAGCACCAGCACCCAGUCGAUAACGCCGGCUUCUUCUCAUUUAUGACCCUGCACUGGCUCUCCCCACUGGCACUGAAGGCCUACAAGGCGUCCAGCUUGUCUAUAGAUGAUGUGUGGGGACUGUCCUGCCAUGAAGCCUCUGAGAUCAACUGCCAAAGGCUCGAAGCUUUGUGGCACGAUGAGCUGAAAAGUCGAGGGCGAGAGGGGGCCUCCCUGACCAGAGUCUUCUGGAGGUUCUGCCAAACCCGCACGCUGGUGGCCAUCUUUUCCCUCCUCCUCACAAUGGUGGCGGGCUUCGUUGGGCCUGCUCUCCUGGUCCGAGCUCUGCUGGAGUAUUCCCAGAGCUCAGUGAGCUGCGUGCCUUAUGGCCUGUGUCUGGUAGCCGGGAUCUUCCUCAUGGAAUUGAUGCGCUCCUGGUCUCUGGCGCUCAUGUGGGCCGUCAACUACCGCACUGCAGCCCGCCUCCGUGGGGCAGCUCUCACUUUUGCGUUCCACAAGAUCCUCCGCCUACGCAGCACUAAAGACAUCGGUACAGGCGAGCUCAUCAACAUCUGCUCCACUGACGGCCAGCGGCUGUAUGAAGCGGUGUCACUGGGCUGCCUGCUGGCCGGGGGGCCCCUCGUGGGAAUACUGGGUCUUUCCUACACUGCAUACUACCUGGGCCCCACUGCUGUGCUGGGAUCAGCAGUUUUCAUCCUCUUCUACCCAACCAUGAUGCUCGCAUCGAGACUGACGGCGUAUUUCCGCAAGAAGUGUGUGGUGGUGACUGACCGCCGCGUGAGGCUGAUGAACGAGAUCUUGGGCUGCAUAAAGUUCAUCAAGAUGUAUUGUUGGGAAGACGCCUUUGCACGGAACAUUCACAAGGUGCGAUCAGAAGAGAGGGGGAUACUGGAGAGUGCGGGGGUUGUCCAGAGCCUCACAGUGGGUGUGGCUCCCAUCGUCGUGGUGAUAGCCAGCGUGUGCACUUUCACCCUACAUAUGGCUCUGGGUCAAGAACUUACUGCAGCUCAGGCUUUCACUGUGGUGGCAGUUUUCAACUCCAUGACCUUUUCCCUGAAAGUCACACCAUUGGCUGUGAGGUCACUGUCAGAGGGUUCUGUCGCAGUUAAAAGAUUUCAGAGGCUCUUUAUGAUGGAUGACAGAGAGGUUGUUUUGGUCAAAACGGAGGAUCCUAACAAUGCAGUGGAAUUUCGGGACGCCACACUGGCUUGGGAAAAGGCACGUUCUCCGGCUGCGAAGCCUAACCCGCCUCCUAAGAAGCGAGGAGGGAUGACGCGCGUCCUGCGCAGGGAGAAGCUCAGCCUGUACAUUUCCACAGAGGACGACAAAGGAAACAAGGAAGGUCCCAACGCACAUAGUCUCCUCACAAAUAUGGAGCAGGAGAGUCCACAAAGCACCAUCUCCUCCACUCAAAGCGUACGACCUCCGCUGCACAAGACCCUGCACCGCAUUGACCAAUGCAUUAAGAGGGGUUCACUGGUUGGAAUCUGUGGCGGUGUCGGCAGCGGAAAGAGCUCCCUUCUGUCUGCUCUACUGGGACAGAUGACCCUGUUAGAGGGUAAUGUAGCUGUCAGUGGUGGCUUCGCUUACGUGGCACAACAAGCCUGGAUCCUCAAUGACUCACUGAAGGAGAAUAUUCUGUUUGGAAAUGAGUAUGACCAAGACAAAUACAAUGCUGUCCUGGAAGCCUGCUGCCUUCUCACAGAUCUCGCAGAGCUUCCAUAUGGAGAUAUGACUGAGAUUGGAGAGAGAGGUGCCAACCUGAGUGGAGGGCAGCGCCAGAGAGUGAGCCUGGCUCGUGCCCUCUACAGUGAGCGGCCCAUACUUCUCCUGGAUGACCCUCUCAGUGCGGUUGAUGCUUGUGUUGGUUCCCACAUCUUCCAUAAAGCUAUCAGGGGUGCCGCCAAAGGCAAAACGGUGCUUUUUGUAACCCACCAGCUGCAGUAUCUGUCUGACUGUGACAAAGUUAUUCUGAUGAAGGACGGGCAGAUUGCCGAGCACGGCACCCAUGCUCAGCUAAUGGGUAAAGAGCGUGACUAUGCCAGCCUAUUCAACAGCAUGCAACAGGAGAAUCUGGUGAAAGAGAAUUUAAAAAACAAACGGCAUGGGGCAGAUGCAGCAAAGGCUGACGGUGCUGUGGUUGUCAGACCAAAGGUGGAGAGCACGAAAGGAGAACAACUGAUGAAAGCGGAGGAGAAGGGCUCUGGUGCGGUCGCCUGGUCUGUGUAUGGAGCCUACAUCAAAGCAGCAGGAGGGCCUAUGGUCUUCAUCCUCAACAUCUUCCUCUUCCUGUCCACCACGGGCAGCAUAGCCUUCAGUAACUGGUGGCUGAGCUACUGGAUCAGGCAGGGCAGCGGGAACACAUCAUUAAUCUUAGUGAAUGAAACGAUGGCGGGCCACAGCAUGAGACUCAACCCUCACAUUCAGUACUAUUCAACAGUUUACGUUGUUUCCAUGGCAGCUGCUUUACUGCUGAAGACUUUGAGAGGGCUGGUGUUUGUGAAGUGCACGGUGAAGGCUGCCUCUGUGCUCCACGACAAGCUGUUCGACCGGCUCCUCCUCAGCCCCAUGCACUUUUUUGAUACGACACCUCUGGGCCGUAUCCUGACCCGCUUCUCCAGAGACAUGGAUGAGGUCGAUGUGCGUCUCACCAUGCAAGCUGAGAUGCUUCUGCAGAACCUGACCCUGGUGCUGUUUUGCUUGGGUAUGGUGGGCAUCGUCUUCCCCUGGUUCCUGAUCUCCAUCCUGCCACUGGGAGCCUUCCUCUUCAUUGUCAACCGUGUCUCCAGGGUUCUGAUCCGUGAGCUGAAGCGCCUGGAGAACAUCAGCCAAUCACCAUUCACCUCUCACAUCACCAGCAGUCUUCAGGGACUUUCCACAAUCCACGCCUACGGAAGAGGGCACGACUUCCUCCAAAGAUAUCGGGAAUUAUUGGACACCAACCAGGCCUCCAACUACCUCUUCAGCUGCGCCAUGCGUUGGCUGGCUGUCCGCCUGGACCUCAUCAGCAUCUCUCUUAUCACUGGUGUAGCACUUCUUAUUGUCUUCAUGCACAAUCAGAUACCUCCAGCCUAUGCAGGCCUCGCCAUAUCAUACGCUGUGCAGCUGACCGGCUUGUUUCAGUUUACUGUGCGGCUGCUCACAGAGGCCGAAGCUCGGUUUACAUCAGUUGAGAGGAUCGAUCAUUAUAUUAAGUGUCUCGAGAGUGAAGCACCCCGACAAAGUUCUGAGGCAGAUGCUCCUGCUCCCUCCUGGCCUCAGCAAGGAAAGAUCACCUUCCAGGAUGUGGAGAUGCGAUAUCGUGACGCUCUGCCGCUUGUGCUCAAGAAACUCUCCUUCACAAUCCUGCCUAAGGAGACCGUUGGCAUUGUGGGCCGAACAGGAUCAGGAAAGUCCUCUCUGGGUGUCGCUCUCUUCAGACUCGUGGAGCUGGCCGGAGGCUCGAUUGUUGUUGACGGAAUCAAUAUCGCACAGAUUGGUCUCGAUGACCUGCGAAGCAAGCUAGCCAUCAUUCCUCAAGAGCCGGUGCUCUUCAUCGGGACAGUCAGGACAAAUUUAGACCCAUGGGAUCAAUACUCUGAUUCCCAGAUAUGGGAAGCGCUUGAGAAUACGCAUAUUAGUGAGCUGAUCAGCCAGCUGCCUCAUUCGCUCCACUCAGAGGUGACGGAGAACGGAGAGAACUUCUCGGUGGGAGAACGGCAGCUGCUCUGUGUGGCCAGAGCUCUGCUGCGCAACAGCAAGAUUCUUAUGUUGGACGAGGCCACAGCAGCCAUCGACACUGAGACCGACCGUCUCAUCCAGGAGACCAUUCGCUGUGCGUUUGGCAGCUGCACUACGCUCAUCAUUGCCCAUCGUCUCAACACGGUGAUGAGCUGCAGCAGGGUCAUGGUCCUGGACAACGGACAGAUUUUGGAGUUUGACAGUCCCGCUGCCUUGCUGGCAAAUGAAAACUCAAGAUUCAGAGCCAUGAUCGAAGCAUAAGAGAACCAAAGCAGAUAAAAAAAAUUAAAAAAACACUGGUGCUGAACUUUGGAUGUGAAAAAUAUUCAGUGGAAUACCUGAAAUGCACAAAAAUCACAGUUAACUCCGUCCACCCGGGGUGUGAGAGAUAUGUGUUAAAAAAAUACAUUGGCUCCUGUGACGGCUGCGCCGUGUAAUACUGUCUGUUAUUUCAAAACCAAAGACCCAGGCACCACAUUUCUGACCGACUAAUCAUAUCUCACUAUGCAAACAAUAACAAAACAGCCUGCUUGUUAUUUUCUUGGGGCUAAAUAAUUAUCUGCGAGGGAAACAGAGCAACAACUCUGAUCAGAGCACUUUAUAAUAUAUGUAUAAUUUACGUGGACACAUGGUGCUUCCUUUUCCUCCGGAGGUCAGCUGAUCAGUGGGACUCGGAAUUAGUUUAAGUCUUUUUAUUUCCAAUAUUAAGACUUCACAUUGCAGGAAUUCACUGUCGAGAAUGUAUUAGUUAGUAAAGAUUAAUCAAUACAGAAUAUCUUUAAAGGAAUCAUCACCUGUUAGCCAUUCUUAUAAGGCACUGUCUAAAACGUGCUGAAAAUGUUUCACUGGUUUUCUUUUUUAUGUUUUAUGAAUCUAGUUCAAUGUUUUAAUGCAAUCAUUUUAGAAAACUAUUGCAGAAUCAAAAUGUGCCUAGAGCUGUAAACACUUUCAGGUCAUAUAAUGGAGUUAGCCAUAAGCAGGCAUGGAAGUACUGUGUUUUGGAAUGAGCGGAAGUUUCCACUAAUUCCAAAUGUUAAAAAAACUUGCACAUUUUACACUGAUGGUAACGUUUUCACGAGCAAGGUCAUUCUGGUGUUGAACAAAGUGUGUUUUGCAGUUGCAAUUAAGCUGAAACGGAGCAACACAGGAUGUUUCCUCAAAUGUUUCCACAAAGAUGGGGAUUGUAAACUUCUGCCUUAUAAUCAAGUUUGUGCUGAACAAUCUUAAAGAGUGCAAUAUUGCUUUGAUACAUUUUAAAGAUUGCCUUUGUUCACAUGAGAUUGUAACCUUUUUGUAAAUGUUUGAUAUUUCUUGAUAAUGUUCUUCAUUUUCAAUAAAGAUAUUUUUUAUAUUU